Molecule: messenger RNA, 1859 nt
Organism: Camellia sinensis
Lineage: Eukaryota; Viridiplantae; Streptophyta; Magnoliopsida; Ericales; Theaceae
Product: crocetin glucosyltransferase, chloroplastic
Molecular function (GO): quercetin 3-O-glucosyltransferase activity; quercetin 7-O-glucosyltransferase activity
Source: RefSeq, a predicted model, not a curated record
AAUAAAUAAGGCAUUAUGUUAAGUGAUUAAAAAAUAUAAAAUAAUAUAAUGGUAUUGCGAAAAUAUUUUAUAAUUUGCCUUGAUCCACCAACUCGUCACCGCGAACCUCACAGUCUCCAACCCCCAGUCCUUACAUAAGUCCAUCAAUCCCAUUCAAUUGCGCUCAUGCAAGCGGAGAAAGCUAGGCAGCUCACUUCUAACAACCACGAACAACUCUGUUUUGUACAGAGCAGCCAAACAACACCCAAUACCAACCCCACACAAACCUCACACGCCGCCACAAUGGUGCAGCACGGCCACAUCCUCCUCCUGACUUUUCCGGCACAAGGCCACAUCAACCCUUCUCUCCAAUUCGCCAAGCGUCUCAUUAACAUGGGUCUCCAGGUCACCUUCGCCACCAGCGUCUUCGCCCAACGCCGCAUCUCCAAAACCACUGGAACCACAGCCAAGGGCUUGAAGUUCGCCGCCUUUUCCGACGGCUACGAUGAUGGGUUCCAACCAGGAAACGAUGUACAACACAAGUUCUCCGAGAUCAGAAUCAACAGCUCUCUUGCCAUCAGAGAAAUCAUCGCCGCUAGCGCCGCCGAAGGCCGCCCGGUCACCUGCUUGGUCUACACUCUCCUCCUCCCUUGGGCGGCGAAGGUGGCGCGUGAUUGUCACAUCCCAUCAGCUCUUCUCUGGAUUCAACCUGCCACAGUUUUAGACAUAUACUACUAUUACUUCAAUGGUUAUAAAGAGGUGAUUACAAAAAAUUGCAAUGGCAAAGACUCUUCUUCUUCAUGUUCAAUUGAAUUACCAGGAUUGCCAUUGCUCACUAGCCAUGACCUUCCUUCCUUUCUAUUCUCUUCAAGCUCAGAUAUAUACAGUUUGUCACUCCCGACCUUCAAAGAGCAUAUAGAAACACUUGAUGCAGAAACAAGCCCCAAAGUUCUUGUAAACACAUUCGAUGCAUUAGAACCCGAGGGCUUGAAAGCUAUUGGAAAGUACAAUUUGAUCGGAAUUGGACCCUUAAUCCCAUCGGUUUUCUUGGAUGGGAAAGACCCAUCAGACACUUCUUUUAAAGGGGACCUAUUUCAUGCAUCUGGAAACUACAUCGAAUGGUUGAGCUCGAAGCCCAAAUCAUCGGUUGUUUACGUGUCUUUUGGAAGCCUAUUAGUGUUGCCAAUGCCAAAGCGACAAAUGGAGGAGAUUGGUUGUGGUUUACUGGAAAGUCAUAGGCCAUUCUUGUGGGUGAUGAGAGGAGAAGAAGAAAAAGUAGAAGAAGAUAGAUUAAGUUGCAUUGAAGAAUUGAAGCAACAAGGGAUGAUAGUGCCAUGGUGUUCUCAAUUAGAAGUUCUUUCGCACCCGUCAUUGGGAUGUUUUGUGACACAUUGUGGUUGGAAUUCGACGUUGGAGAGCUUCGCUUCUGGGGUUCCUAUGGUGGCGUUUCCUCAAUGGACGGACCAAUGGACGAAUGCGAAGCUGGUGGAAGAUGUGUGGAAGACUGGAGUGAGAGUGAGGAGAAAUGAAGAAGGAAUAGUUGAGGGUGAUGAGAUUAAGAGGUGCAUAGAGAUGGUGAUGGAAGAUGGAGUGAGAGGGGAACAAAUGAGGAGGAAUGCAAAGAAAUGGGGAGAUUUGGGAAGGGAAGCUGUCAAGAAAGCUGGGUCCUCCAACAAAAAUCUCAUGUCUUUUGUGGAGGAGGUUGGAGGAGAUUGCUUAUAGAGGGAAAAUGUUUGAAAAAAGUUUGCUUAUUGAAGAAAUGUAUGUGUUCUUCUUUUUUUUUUGGUUAUGAUUGUAUGAGUGAGAUUAACAUGGUUCAAGAGAGAUGUUUUCCACAAUUGAAUUUGGUCAUGAAUCAUGAUUGGUUCUUCCAUUUAGCA